UGACGACAUUUAUUGUAAUUUUUAUAUAAAUAAUAUUGUUUUUGGCACUAAAUUCUUCACAUGAGUUGACUUAGUUACAUAUUUGCAUAUUAUUUGGCUGCCUCUUUUGCUUGAUCUGUUGAAUGUGCCUUGUGAAUGAAUAAAUUUAACUGAAUUGUAAUUGCCCUGUUAAUGUUAAUUUGUGUGGAAGUUCUGCUGUUUGUUCUGUUGAAUGUGCCUUUUGAAUGAAUCGUAACUGGUGUGAAAACCCUUGUGCCUGUUCUGCUCGAUGUUCCUUGUAGAUGAAUUGUUGAAGUUGAAUUAUUAUUACCCCAAUGAAUUUAUUUGCUUGUUUAUGCAAUUAUGUAAACACGUCAAUUAAAUCCAACGAAAUUAGUUUUAAGCGUUUUCAAUUCAUUAUUAAAUCUAAAAUAUUAUUAUUUCGAGUAGCCUUUUUAAUUUAAAACGUUAUACUUACUGUUUGAUUACUUUUAAGGAGGAGUCUGUAGUAAAAGUGAUAGGGAGCGAACGGAUCGGAGUUCAUCAAGCGGUGGCUGUGAUUGAGGUCCUGGACUCAAAGCUCUCCUGGUAAUAUAGGGAUGACUGCUAGCACGUUCUAUGGUUGUUGUACCUGACCUCUUGCAGCAGCAUGCUUCAAACACAUCGGAUCAUCAGUCUUCACCACAGCAUAGGUUUCAAGACUCAACAAUAUCAGAUGAGAUAUAUCAGGAAUAUAGGCAAGCUGUUGGAAAGGCCCCUCCUCAACUACAACACAAACAGCGCUCUUUUCUCACAUUUGGGUUUGGUGGUGGUACUGGUCCCUCUCAAUUUCCAAGGAGAGAGAGCCAUGUUAGUGUCAAUGUUACACCAACAUCGCACGAGUCAUCUGAUGACACUCCAGAAAUAAGAAA
Molecule: messenger RNA, 890 nt
Organism: Parasteatoda tepidariorum (common house spider)
Lineage: Eukaryota; Metazoa; Arthropoda; Arachnida; Araneae; Theridiidae
Source: RefSeq, a predicted model, not a curated record